Messenger RNA from Xiphias gladius (swordfish), 2974 nucleotides. RefSeq names its product tripeptidyl peptidase I (gene tpp1). The transcript has 13 exons. Bases 110 to 1789 code for a protein of 559 amino acids. Lineage: Eukaryota; Metazoa; Chordata; Actinopteri; Istiophoriformes; Xiphiidae. Gene Ontology annotation, molecular function: tripeptidyl-peptidase activity; serine-type endopeptidase activity. Gene Ontology annotation, biological process: central nervous system development; proteolysis. The record is from RefSeq and is a predicted model, not a curated record.
AAAGUGACCGGCCGAUCACGUGAAAACAUGUCACGUGACUGCCGCGUCCGCAAGCGCCUGCCAACGGGCUACUGGCUCAGCUGAGUUUACUGCAACAGCCGAGGACACCAUGAACACAGCACUGACCUUCUCCAUCCCCUUGUUAUUCAGCUCGUUGGUCUGGAGUGGAUAUCUGGAAUAUGAUCAGGAUGUCCUGAUACCAGAAGACUGGACUCAUGUUGGUCGGGUUGAUCCUACGGAGGAGCUGGAGCUGACCUUUGCCCUGAAGCAGCAGAACGUUGACCUGCUGGAGGAAAAACUCAGACUGGUGUCAGACCCCGACUCAGCUCAAUAUGGUAAACACCUCACCCUGGAGGAGGUCGCCUCCCUUGUGCGUCCAUCUGAACUGACACACAAGGUUGUGCGUCACUGGCUGCAGAGUCAUGGGAUUACAAACUGCCUCACUGUUCGCACCGAGGAUUUUUUACAGUGCACCAUGACUGUAGAGGUUGCAGAGAAGCUGCUUUCAGGAAGCAGUUUCAACCAUUACGUCAGAGACAGACAAUCUGUAGUGAGGUCUUCAGCUCCGUACUCCGUUGAUGAUGAUGUUCACCAGCACGUUGACUUUGUUGGAGGGCUUCAUCGCCUCCCUCCCAAAGGACAAGAGCUCAGUAAAGAGCAAAAGCAGUCUGAGGGAGGGGUGCACCUGGGGGUGACUCCUGCCAUCUUGAGGGCCCGCUAUAACCUGACAGCGGCUGAUGUGGGAACAGCUCAGAACAACAGCCAGGCUGUAGCUCAGUUCCUGGAGCAGUACUAUCACCCAGCAGAUCUGGCCGAGUUCAUGAACAUGUUUGGCAGGAGCUUCCAGCAUCUGUCUCAGGUGGAUCGAGUUGUCGGCACCCAGGGAGGAGGAAAGGCCGGUAUUGAGGCCAGUCUGGAUAUAGAGUACAUCAUGAGCACAGGGGCAAACAUCUCCACUUGGGUCUUCUCCAACCCAGGCCGUCAUGAAUCUCAGGAGCCUUUCCUCCAGUGGAUGGUUCUGCUCAGCAACAUAUCUGACCUGCCCUGGGUUCACACAAUCAGCUAUGGUGAUGAUGAAGACAGCCUGUCUACUGCCUACAUGAAGCGAAUCAACACAGAGUUCAUGAAGGCCGGCGUCAGGGGAAUCUCUUUGCUCUUUGCUUCUGGUGACAGCGGUGCUGGCUGUAAACAUUUGGAUAAAGAACAUAACUCCUUCAGGCCCAGCUUCCCAGCUUCAAGCCCAUAUGUUACUACGGUAGGAGGAACCUCAUUCAAGAACCCUUUUAAGGUCACGUAUGAAGUCACAGAUUACAUCAGUGGAGGAGGCUUCAGCAACGUCUUCAAGAUGCCUGACUACCAGGUCAGUGCAGUGGAGGGGUAUCUGAAGACUGUAGCAGCAACCCUUCCUCCUCAGUCAUACUACAAUAUCAGCGGCAGGGCCUAUCCAGACAUGGCUGCCCUGUCGGACAAUUACUGGGUGGUCAUCAACAGAGUGCCUGUCCCCUGGGUGUCUGGGACCUCGGCGUCAACGCCUGUGGUCGGAGGCAUGCUGUCUCUCAUCAAUGAUCAACGGCUGCUGAAGGGCCUGCCUGCCCUGGGCUUCCUCAACCCUCGCCUCUACAAGCUCAAGGGACAGGCCUUGUUUGACGUGACUGAAGGCUGUCAUCUGGGCUGUCUGGAUGAGCAAGUUCAAGGGAAAGGUUUCUGUGCUGCACCAUCAUGGGACCCUGUUACAGGCUGGGGGACACCAAACUACCCUGCACUCCUAACUACCCUGCUGGCUGAGUGAAAACCUGCAGUUCAAGAGAGCAGGUACUAUACACACAUCCGAACUCUAGUCCAGGUGCCUGAUGCCAAAGACUGCAUGUUGUAAUGGAGGGAAACGAUGCCUACGCUUUAGAUUUAAUCCCCCUCUGUUGCUGUUGAAACACUGAAAUAUUCUAAUCUGCAUUAAUGUUUUUAUCUGUUAUCAUCACCACUUCUAUCAAUUUAAGGAUACACUGCUCCUUUAUCAGCGUAUUUUAUUUUCUUCGAAAGGCUUAAAAGUGUUGCCUUGAAUAUUUUGAGGUCAGGGAUAGUGGUAGUGUGAGAUUUUGAACGCUACACUGCAGUUGCCUGCCUGUUUCUGCUGUUGUGUGCAUUUUAUCUGACCCAGGUUUCUCUGUGAUUCUCUGAAAGAAAACUUACAGCCAGAUGGGUGUUCACGCGAAUCUAAUGCCUUGAAUUUAUGCCACUUAGAUACAAAGCAAUGGGAAGUGUGGACAUACUGGUUGCUAUGCGUAAAACCUAAAUACAUGAAAAUAAAAUAAUGCUAAAAAUACACCUUUCAGAUUACUUAGGCAAAUCUUAUUUUAUUUAGUUUUUAAACAUUAAAACAGUGUUAUAUGUAAGAUGCCAAUCAAAAAUCUAUAUAACGGAUGCAAGGAUUUCACCAGAUCAAGGAAAUUUAGCAUAUAACUAGACAUAGGUUUGGUUUGUAAAUAAGACUGUGAUUGUCACAACAUGUAAAAAUGUCUGUUUUGCCAUACUACUCUGCAGGGAUGAGCUAGGUGCAAAUGUGUAUUUGAAUGCAAAAAGAUUUGCAUGCAAAAGAUUAACAGGACCUUUUUUAAAACUUGAUUUUACUUUGGUUUCUUGAUGUUUGCUCUGUGGGUACGAACUAACCAAAUUGCACUGUCAUGGGUUAAAAUGAUUCAGCAGUUUUACCCACUGGCACUGUUGCACUUGUUUCCUCUUUUAGCCAUGUAAAUCCUCAAAUCAGAUGUAUUUAAUAUGAGAAAGGCUGCCUGUGUUGUGUUAUCUGUGUAUUUUUUAAAGCUGGAUUCUUAAUGUCAGUUGAUUGCUCAGGAUUAUCCUGAUUCAAGUGUGUGUGAAAGCUGAUCUGGAUGCUGCAAUUUUUGUACCAGAUGCCUGAAGAAUAUCUUGUACAAAAUAUCUCUUUAACAGAUGGCAUUAAAAGAAAACAUUUCAUUUA